AUGGCAGAGCCACACAGUGCACCAGAGCAGGCUGCAGCUGGCAAGAGCCAUGGAGGCCUUGGGGGCAGCUACAAGGUGACUGUGUAUGAGUUGGAGAACUUCCAGGGCAAGCGAUGUGAGCUCUCGGCCGAGUGUCCCAACCUCACUGACAGCCUGCUGGAGAAGGUGGGCUCUAUCCAAGUGGAGUCUGGACCGUGGUUGGCGUUCGAGCGCAGGGCCUUCCGUGGGGAACAGUUUGUUCUGGAGAAGGGGGACUACCCACGCUGGGAUGCCUGGUCCAGCAGCCGACGUAAUGACAUUCUCCUGUCCCUCCGGCCUUUGCACAUCGAUGGCCCAGACCACAAGCUGCACCUGUUUGAGAACCCAGCCUUCAGUGGGCGCAAGAUGGAGAUCGUGGAUGAUGAUGUGCCCAGCCUGUGGGCCCAUGGCUUCCAGGACCGUGUGGCCAGCAUCCGAGUCAUCAACGGGACGUGGGUGGGCUACGAGUUCCCUGGCUACCGCGGACGCCAGUACGUGUUAGAGCGCGGCGAGUUCCGCCACUGGAAUGAGUGGGAUGCCAACCAGCCGCAGCUGCAGUCUGUGCGUCGCAUCCGCGACCAGAAGUGGCACAAGCGCGGCUGCUUCCUGAGCAGCUGA
Messenger RNA from Chionomys nivalis (European snow vole), 636 nucleotides. It is a transcript of the gene Crybb3, whose product is annotated as crystallin beta B3. The transcript is spliced from 5 exons. Gene Ontology annotation, biological process: lens development in camera-type eye; visual perception. The record is from RefSeq and is a predicted model, not a curated record. Lineage: Eukaryota; Metazoa; Chordata; Mammalia; Rodentia; Cricetidae. The coding region runs from base 1 to 636 and encodes 211 amino acids. Gene Ontology annotation, molecular function: structural constituent of eye lens.